Messenger RNA from Leptopilina heterotoma, 593 nucleotides. It is a transcript of the gene l(2)37Cg, whose product is annotated as probable DNA-directed RNA polymerases I and III subunit RPAC2. The transcript has 3 exons. The coding region runs from base 161 to 469 and encodes 102 amino acids. Gene Ontology annotation, molecular function: DNA-directed RNA polymerase activity; protein dimerization activity. Lineage: Eukaryota; Metazoa; Arthropoda; Insecta; Hymenoptera; Figitidae. Gene Ontology annotation, biological process: DNA-templated transcription. Gene Ontology annotation, cellular component: RNA polymerase I complex; RNA polymerase III complex. The record is from RefSeq and is a predicted model, not a curated record.
AAUAGUAUAGCAGAAGCACGUGUUGUGAAAUGUGUUUUGAUUUCAGAAUUUAAAAACUUUAAUAUAAAGAAACAAUUGUUAUUUAAUUUCACUUAAUUUGUUAUUUAUUGAUAAUUUAUUUUAUUUAUAAUAAUCGUAAAUUUUUCUUCAUUUAAGAAAAAUGACAAGUCGUUUAGCGGUGGUAGGAGGCGAUGAUUUGAACGAAAAGUCAAAGACAUUUGUAUUCAUAGGCGAAGGUCACACUUUAGGUCGUGCACUUGUUACAAUAAUGCAAAAUUUUGCUGACGUGAUGUUUUGCUCGUACACAAUUUCGCAUCCAAACGAAGACAAAAUGCUUCUGCGAAUACAAGCAAAAGAAGGACGAGCGGUUGAUAUUUUACGAAGAGGUCUCGAAAAUUUGAACGACGUUUGCGAUCACACGAUAAACACCUUCGAGCAGGCAAUGAAAGAUUUUCGAGAUUCCACAUAAGUAUAAAUAUCACAUAAAUUUUUUUAUUAAACCGCAAUCUUGUAAAUAUAUUCACAAAAAAAUAUUAAUUUAAAAAUUUUUUAAAUUUCACCUUAAAAAUAAAUUUUUCUAUACUUUACAAAUA